Messenger RNA from Grosmannia clavigera kw1407, 828 nucleotides. Its product is annotated as coenzyme q biosynthesis protein. Gene Ontology annotation, biological process: ubiquinone biosynthetic process. Lineage: Eukaryota; Fungi; Ascomycota; Sordariomycetes; Ophiostomatales; Ophiostomataceae. The record is from RefSeq and is a predicted model, not a curated record. The coding region runs from base 1 to 828 and encodes 275 amino acids. The transcript has 2 exons. Gene Ontology annotation, cellular component: mitochondrion; mitochondrial inner membrane.
AUGGGGUCUCUACGGUCAAUUGCGAGCCGACCGGCGGCACAACUGGCACGAGCAGCUCGCCCGGGUGUAGGGGUACCGCUGGCCGCUUAUGGCCGCGCUUUUUCGGUUCUGAACCGGCCGCCACCGGAAUACGAAGGCCAUGUUCCCUUGACGCUGGUCGAGAAGGCGGCCCUGACGGUCGGCUCUGCCCUUGGAGCCUUUAUUGAUCCCUAUAGGGCAGAUCUGAUUGCGACCCUGGGCGAGGUCUCGGCAGGUCCGGUGGCUCGGCAGCUCCGCGACACGAUGCUCAGCGACGAGACGGGCCGGCAGAUUCUGCGUGAGCGGCCGCGCAUCACGUCCGAGACGCUGCCGCUGGACGAGCUCCUGGCGUUGCCCGAAAACACCGUCGGCCGCGUGUACGGCGAGUUUCGGCGGCGGUACCACAUCUCGCCCGACGUGCGCGACAAAGUCCGAUACGUGGACAAUGCCGAGUGCGCUUACGUGAUCCAGCGCUACCGCGAGUGCCACGACUUUUACCACGCCGUGCUCGGGCUGCCGCCGCAGUACGUUGAGGGCGAGAUCGCACUCAAGGCGUUUGAAUUUGUCAACACCGGCUUGCCCAUGACCGCGCUCAGCCUUGUCGCGGUAGCUCGCCUCAAACCCGCCGAGCGCAAGCGCUUCUUCAGCAUCUUCCUGCCCUGGGCCCUACGCAGCGCCCGCAAGUCCAAGCCCAUCAUCAACGUGUACUGGGAAAAAGAGCUGCGGACAGACGCCGCCGAUCUGCGCGCCCGGCUCGGGCUUGAGAAGCCGCCAAAUUUGCAUACACUCCGCAAGAAGCCAAAGAAAUAG